AUGUUCCACUCAUCUCUCGUCAAGUCUGUCCUCACUGCGUCCCCUCGCGCUACCAGAGUCGCGGUACGACCCGUUAUUGCUCGCAGUUACCAUGAAAAGGUGAUCUCGCACUACGAGCAGCCCAGAAAUGUUGGCUCACUGCCCAAGAACGACAAAGAUGUUGGCACAGGGCUCGUGGGCGCCCCUGCUUGCGGCGAUGUCAUGAAGCUCCAAAUCCGGGUCGACGACAACGGGAUCAUCUCAGAUGUCAAGUUCAAGACAUUCGGAUGCGGCAGUGCUAUCGCUUCCAGUUCUUACAUGACGGAGAGGGUGAUGGGAUUGUCGUUGGAGGAUGCCGAGAAGAUCAAGAACACCGAGAUCGCGAAGGAGCUCUGCUUGCCGCCCGUAAAGCUUCACUGUUCAAUGCUCGCUGAGGAUGCCAUUCGUUCGGCCAUUCGGGAUUACCGGACGAAGCGGGAGAAGUCGUCCAGUCCGAAAAAGUCCGGCUUCAUUGAUGUCUCGCAGAGCGCUGCUACAGGGGAGACAGUUGCGACUGCUCAUCCCCCUUCGCUUUGA
Sparassis crispa is the source of this 555-nucleotide messenger RNA. RefSeq names its product Iron sulfur cluster assembly protein 1, mitochondrial. Gene Ontology annotation, biological process: intracellular iron ion homeostasis; iron-sulfur cluster assembly. NCBI's taxonomy places the organism in Eukaryota, Fungi, Basidiomycota, Agaricomycetes, Polyporales, Sparassidaceae. Gene Ontology annotation, molecular function: ferrous iron binding; 2 iron, 2 sulfur cluster binding. The transcript has 4 exons. The coding region runs from base 1 to 555 and encodes 184 amino acids. The record is from RefSeq and is a predicted model, not a curated record. Gene Ontology annotation, cellular component: cytoplasm; mitochondrial matrix.